AUGAAGAAGUCCUACUACAAGAAUCGAGGAAGACUGCGGUUCGUUGGGCGCCGAGGAUGUCCCCAAGUCGUCCAAUGCGACAACGGGACGAACUUCGUCGGAGCGAGUCGCCACUUCCGGGCCCUUCGAGAGAGGAUACAGGACGAAGCCGACGCGAUACGCGAAUUCGCAUCAAAAAGCGGAUGCGAAUUUGUGUUCACACCACCGCGGGCUCCGCACAUGGGCGGACUAUGGGAGGCAGGUGUUAAAACUGCCAAGACCGUACUCCUACGGGCGGUGGGCAGGGCGCUCCUAAGUGCAGAAGAGCUGGGGACAGUCCUCGUGGGAAUCGAGGCAGUGAUGAACUUCCGGCCGCUCGGAACAAUCAGCAGCGACCCAAGCUAUGGAGAGGCGCUGACUCCCGGCACCUACUGA
This is a messenger RNA of Drosophila rhopaloa, 414 nucleotides long. RefSeq lists its product as uncharacterized. The transcript is spliced from 2 exons. NCBI's taxonomy places the organism in Eukaryota, Metazoa, Arthropoda, Insecta, Diptera, Drosophilidae. The record is from RefSeq and is a predicted model, not a curated record. Bases 1 to 414 code for a protein of 137 amino acids. Gene Ontology annotation, biological process: DNA integration. Gene Ontology annotation, molecular function: nucleic acid binding.